Cynara cardunculus var. scolymus (artichoke) is the source of this 798-nucleotide messenger RNA. RefSeq lists its product as uncharacterized. Bases 118 to 654 code for a protein of 178 amino acids. The record is from RefSeq and is a predicted model, not a curated record. The transcript is spliced from 3 exons. NCBI's taxonomy places the organism in Eukaryota, Viridiplantae, Streptophyta, Magnoliopsida, Asterales, Asteraceae.
AGAAUUCAGCGGCGAGGAGAGUGGAUUUCGAGUGAGAGAGGUUUCUCUCUCUACUUUUUCUCUUCACAGAUUUGAGUGUUGUUCGUUAUCCGAUUGAGGAGAUAGAGUGAAAGAAGAAUGGAGAAAGCAUUGAUUAAAGUUGGGAGCAUCAAGGCUGGUAGCUUUUGGGUUUCGAAGAAGGCUAAAGAAGAGAUCUCCAACAUUUCUCAAGAUCUUUCGACGUUCUCAAACACGGUGGAAAAGAAGGCGAAAUGGGUAUUCGACAAGUUAAAAGGCAAACCGUUGAAACCAUUGCCGGAUUUUCUUAGAGAAUACAACCUUCCUCCCGGUUUAUUCCCACAAAACGUAUUGUGCUACGAGUUUGAUGAGUCGAAACUAAAGCUCGUGGUCCACUUACCCACUCCUUGUGAGGUAUGCUUCAAGGACCAAUCUGUCAUACGGUAUGCGACUCGAGUCAAAGCAUUGGUGUCACGGGGAAAGCUGACGGUGAUCGAUGGAAUGAAGACGAAGGUGUUGGUUUGGGUGAAAGUCACGAGCGUGGUCGUGGAGAAUUACAGGUCCGAUAAAGUAUGGUUCACAGCCGGUGUGAAGAAAUCACGGCCUCGAGACGCAUACGAGACGCCUCGUGAUGCCAUUCGUGUUGACGAGUUUUGAAAAUCGCAACAUUUCAGAUAUAUUUUUGUUUUCUUGUGAUUUUGCAUUUGUGAUGUUAAUAUUUGAAGUUAAUGAUCAUGACCUUAUUCAUGUUAUGUUUUCUAUACACAUUUCUAAGUAAGGAAUUCUAAUUUAAUUCCAUCC